GGUUAGAAGUCGUUGAUUGGGCUUUUGCCCCUAUUACAUACAUCUUUCUUAUUUCCUAAUACUGAGACUCCUGCUAUCCAAAUCCGAGUUUCUUCCCACGCUCACCUUCCGGUGGUGGUCCGGGCAAGGUUGUCACUUGUAGAAGGAAAUUAAGAGGUUUCUCAGGGCCUAUAUAUACAACUCUUCUAGGAGUCCGGCCCUGGACCUCUGAUAUUGACUACGAUCAACACAGCUGCAACAUUCGGAGAAACUAUGGCGAGCAUACGAGAUUUGCUGUUGCCAGUCGACGACAUGAUGUCUAUAGAUACAGCGGUAAAAGAGGAGGAAGAAGUGACUAAGACCAAUGGUGUAUCCGAGACGACGAAGUUCGCGGUCGAAUUUAUCCUAGACGUUAUCUGCCCAUACUGUUAUGUCGGAUUUAAGAACCUAAAGGCUGCUAUGGAGACGUAUAGAGCUCGUCAUCCUGACGCAACCUUCGAGAUCGUCUGCUUGCCGUUUCUACUCCACCCUCUGGCAGCUCGAAGUGCAUACGAUAAAUCCGACUACCUCAUCUCCCGAACCCGAAGCCCCGAGUACUGGGCUAGUCUCGGCGAGGCAGCCGGGAUAAACUUUGCCUGGACGGGCCGCACGGGAAGCACGCGGGACGCGCACAAGCUCCUGCGCUUCGCGCUCGAGCGCUCUCCCACGCCCCCCCGCGGCGGGCGCAGCGGCUGGGGAGCACCCACGCCGUCUUCCUCACCGCGACCGCCGUCAACCGCCAUAAACGGCAGCACGUCGGCCCACGGCCCGGCCCCGCAGCUGCGCCUCCUCGAAGCGCUCUUCCGCGCGCACCACGAGUCCGACGGCGACAUAUCGGACGCGUCGACCCUAGCGGCGAUCGCGGCCGCGACGACGGGGUUCGCGACCGCGCACGUCCGGCGCGUGCUGGUGGACGCGGGCGGGGAGUGGGGCCGCGCGGUGGAGGCGCUGGUCGCGCAGGUGUCGUCGCCGCGGGGGCUGGCGGUGCGCGCGGUGCCUACGAUGGUGGUGAACGACCGGUACGUGAUUGGCGGGGUGCAGAGCGCGGAAUUUUUGGCCGAGGAGUUUGAGAGAAUACGGAGGGGGGGUGGGGCGAGGUAGGAUAGGAGUAUGUAUAUGGCUUUGGGGGAUGAUGAAUGAGGAAGUCAUGAAGGGAAUACGAAUGAGCUAUAGGUCUAGGUAUGUAUACCUGGUACCUUAUAACAGGUACCUAA
Daldinia caldariorum is the source of this 1232-nucleotide messenger RNA. Its product is annotated as thioredoxin-like protein. Gene Ontology annotation, molecular function: oxidoreductase activity. NCBI's taxonomy places the organism in Eukaryota, Fungi, Ascomycota, Sordariomycetes, Xylariales, Hypoxylaceae. The coding region runs from base 253 to 1119 and encodes 288 amino acids. The record is from RefSeq and is a predicted model, not a curated record. The transcript has 2 exons.